AUGAGAAACGGCAAAACAUCUGCAGUUACGUACAAGCAACGGGGAGAUCCGGAAAUCAGUGUGGUUACGCUAAGAGGUGAAGGAGCCUUUGGGAGGCAGGAUGAUGAAGACCAAUGCGCUGACCAUGAGAUCUGGACUACAGUGAUGCAGACAUUUGACUCCAGGAACCAAAACUCUGCAUCCCAAGCUGGAUCUGAUAAAACCAAAGACUUUACAGUAGAAGAUGCUGUGGAGGCCAUCAGCUUCGGGAAGUUCCAGUGGAAACUCUCCUUCCUUACCGGCUUGUCCUGGAUGGGAGAUGCCAUGGAAAUGAUGAUCCUGAGUAUCCUGUCCCCUCAGCUGCAUUGUGAAUGGGGACUGCCCAGCUUUCAGGUGGCGCUCAUAUCAUCGGUGGUGUUCAUUGGCACAGGAAUCAGUGCCUCUCUAUGGGGAAAUAUAUCAGACAAAUAUGGCAGAAAAAUAGGUCUGAUAAUGUGUAUGGUGUGGACUCUGUACUAUGGCCUGCUCAGUUCAUUUGCUCCAGUCUAUGGCUGGAUCUUGGUUUUGCGUGGCUUAGUAGGCGUUGGCAUUGGAGGAGCUCCACAGUCAGUGACGUUGUACUCGGAAUUCCUCCCGAUGAAGUCAAGAGCCACCUGUAUUAUGAUGAUUCAGAUAUUUUGGGCCAUUGGUGCUGUAUUUGAGGUUCUUCUAGCUAUUUGGAUAAUGCCAACUCUUGGCUGGCGCUGGUUGCUAGGACUGUCUACCAUACCGAUGGUUGUUUUUGUUGGCUUCUGCUUUUGGCUUCCUGAGAGUGCCCGUUUUGAUGUACUGACAGGAAACAGAGAAAAGGCGGUGGCAACAUUAAGGCGCAUUGCAGCUGACAAUGGCAAGCCCGUGCCCCAAGGGAUGCUGAGGAUCAACAAACAAAAAGACCGUGGAAGGAUCAGCGAUCUUCUCACUCGUCGAUAUCGCAGGACCACUAUACUGUUGUGGUUUAUCUGGUUUGCAAAUGCCUUCUCCUACUACGGCAUAGUUCUUUUGACUACGGAGUUAUUCCAAGCUGGAGAUGUAUGUAGCGUGACCCAAUAUGCCAAGAUUGAACCAAGCUGCAGUUUGGAGUGUAAAUACUUGACAUUAGCUGACUACAAAGAUCUUUUAUGGACCACACUGGCUGAAUUCCCAGGGCUUUUUAUCACCCUUCUUGUGAUUGACCGUAUUGGCAGAAAGAGGAGCAUGGCAUUGUGUUUCAUCAUAUUUUCGUUGUGCAUUCUGCCACUGUCUGCUUGUGUUGGAAGGGUAGCUCUUACGAUCUUUAUUUUUGUGGCCAGAGCCUUUAUCACAGGGGGGUUUCAAGUGGCUUAUGUUUACACACCAGAGGUGUUCCCCACAGACACAAGAGCCAUAGGGAUGGGGACCAGUAGUGGAAUGGGCAGGUUGGGUUCUCUGCUUACUCCCUUUGUGGCACAGGUAUUGCUUAGGAAAUCAGUGUACGCCACACUAGCUGUGUACUGUGGCUGCGGCGUGUUGGCUGCUAUGGCGUCAAUGGGUCUGCCCAUUGAGACAACAGGCAGGAGUCUGCAAGAGUCCAGUCACAUCACGACAGAACAGGAAACAAAUGGGACCAACCAGCAACCAAAUGGUCCAGCACCAACCGCAUACGCUAGCUAUGGAUCCAGUGAACAAUAA
This is a messenger RNA of Lampris incognitus (smalleye Pacific opah), 1665 nucleotides long. RefSeq names its product synaptic vesicle 2-related protein-like. The record is from RefSeq and is a predicted model, not a curated record. The transcript is spliced from 16 exons. NCBI's taxonomy places the organism in Eukaryota, Metazoa, Chordata, Actinopteri, Lampriformes, Lampridae. Gene Ontology annotation, molecular function: transmembrane transporter activity. Gene Ontology annotation, biological process: transmembrane transport. Gene Ontology annotation, cellular component: membrane. Bases 1 to 1665 code for a protein of 554 amino acids.